AAAAAAGAACAAAAACCACAGUGUUUUUUUUCUGAGAGCAACCAUCAUAAAGAUGCAAUAUCAAAGCACUUCCACAAAUGCAAAGCUGACCUACCCUCUACAGCCAGUACCAGAGCAUUUUCUGGGUAUUGGAGAGCUUGGUAAUUAAUACCAAUACAUAGUACAUAGAGAAGAUGGAAUGUGAAAAUUGUGGAGCAGAAAGUAUUAUAUAAGGUAUGGAAGAAGAGUGAAGACCUUGAAAUUGGAAGAAUUGUCCAAGUCACAAGAAACUGUAGAAAACCCUAGCUGUUCUGUGUUUUUAAUGCAUUAUUGCUAAGUGGUUUGCAAAUAACACGAUAUUGGUUGACUUCUUGGUAAAGGUUUGUUUCUCUUUUAUAAUCUUUACUGUCGGUUUUUAGAUUUUCUUAAAUUUUUGUGGGGAAUCCGGGCUUAAUAUGGGGCAGAAUGUCUUUACUAUGCCAUCUUCUUGAAAAAGAAAAUAGCACUCCUACAACACAAGGUGGCGCUGCAGGCUAAAAAGAGGAAAGGAAAGGGCCAGGGAAGGGGGCUAAAACCGCACAAAGGAUGGACUAGGUUUCUCACAAAGCCAUAGGAAAUGACACAGCAGCAGCAAGCGCUGGGAGAAGGUGCCUCUGUCUUUUCACAGGACUUGCUAAUGUCCUCAUAAAUCCUAAGGAUUCUGCGGCUGUCAUUCCAGGGAACUGAAUUUUGUUUUUAUUUUGUAAGUCUUAGGAAGAAUGGAGGCCAGAUUGGACCGAGCUAUGCAGAAAAGGCAAGUACUGUUUUUUUGUGUAUUUCUGGGAGCAUCUUGGGCUGGCUCCAACAAGCUUCAGUAUUUGGUGGCAGAGGAAGCUGAGAGAGGCACUUUCGUGGCCAAUCUAGCUAAGGACUUAGAGUUGGAGCUGGGGGAACUGUCAGCUCGGGGCGCUAGAAUUGUUUCCGACCAGAACACGCGGGUUUUAGUGCUCAGUCCUCUCACUGGAGACCUAAUUCUAAAUGAAAAGCUGGACCGGGAGGAACUGUGCGGCCCCACAGAGCCGUGUGUUCUGACUUUCCAGUUGCUGCUGGAAAACCCAUUUCAGAUUCAUCUUGCUGCACUGCAUGUCGGAGAUAUAAAUGACAAUUCCCCAGUAUUUCUAGACAAAGAAAUUUCCUUGAAAAUAUCAGAAAGUACGACACCAGGGACUACGUUUCUCUUGGAGAGGGCACAGGAUUCCGACGUGGGGACGAACAGCCUGAGUAACUACACCAUCAGUCCAAAUGCAUAUUUCCACAUUCACGUGCAUGACGGAGGGGAGGGUCCGGUCUUUCCUGAGUUGGUUCUGGAUCAAACGCUAGACCGAGAAGAAUUAGCAGAGUUCACUUUAACCCUUACAGCCUUAGAUGGUGGAUCCCCUCCCAGAUCUGGGACAGCACUGGUGCGAAUCCUGGUUUUAGACAUAAACGACAACUCCCCUGAAUUCGUGCAGUCCCUCUACAAAGUCCAGUCACAUGAAAACACUCCUAUUGGCUCCUUUGUUGUUGCUGUGUCUGCCAGGGAUUUAGACACGGGAAGUUACGGACAGAUAGCAUACGCAUUUUUUUAUGCCACUGAGAGAAUUCUCCAAACGUUUCAAAUCAAUUCUACAACUGGCAAAAUUUAUCUUAAAGGUGAACUCAACUAUGAAGCCAUUCAAAGUUACUCAGUAACUAUACAAGCCAAAGAUGGCGGGGGACUUUCUGGGAAAUGCACUGUAGUUGUACAGGUAAUGGAUGUGAAUGAUAACCCACCUGAACUUCUCUUGUCGUCACUUACCAGCCCAAUUGCUGAAAACAAACCAGAGACAGUCGUUGCUGUUUUCAGAAUUAGAGACAGAGAUUCAGGGAACAACGGUAAAACCAUGUGCUCCAUUCCACAUGAUCUCCCUUUUGUCCUAAAGCCAUCUGUGGAAAAUUUCUAUACUCUAGUAACAGAGAUGCCUUUAGAUAGAGAAUUGCACACUGAGUAUAACAUCACCAUCACAGCCACCGACCUGGGCACACCCAGGCUCACAACCCAACACACCAUAACAGUGCAGGUGUCUGACGUCAACGACAACGCCCCCGCCUUCACACAAACCUCCUACACCCUGUUUGUCCAGGAGAACAACAGCCCCGCCCUGCACAUAGGCACCAUCAGCGCCACAGACUCAGACUCAGGCUCCAAUGCCCGCAUCACCUACUCGCUGCUGCCCAGCCACGACCCGCAGCUGGCCCUGGACUCGCUCAUCUCCAUCAAUGCGGACAACGGGCAGCUGUUCGCGCUCAGGGCCCUGGACUAUGAGGCCCUGCAGACCUUUGAGUUCCGCGUGGGCGCCACAGACCAAGGCUCGCCCGCUCUCAGCAGCCAGGCACUGGUGCGCGUGCUCGUGCUGGACGCCAACGACAAUGCGCCCUUCGUGCUCUACCCGCUGCAGAAUGCAUCUGCGCCCUGCACAGAGCUGCUGCCCAGGGCGGCGGAGCCAGGAUACCUGGUCUCCAAGGUGGUGGCUGUGGACCGCGACACUGGCCAGAACUCCUGGCUGUCAUUCCAGCUGUUCAAGGCCACAGAGCCAGGGCUGUUCAGCGUGUGGGCUCACAAUGGCGAGGUGCGCACCUCCAGGCUGCUGAGUGAGCGCGAUGCUCCCAAGCACAGGCUGCUGCUGCUUGUCAAGGACAAUGGCGACCCUCCCAGGUCUGCCAGUGUCACUCUGCAUGUGCUACUGGUGGAUGGCUUCUCUCAGCCCUACCUGCCUCUGCCCGAGAUGGGGCGCGAACCUGCACAAGGCGACGAUGCACUCACGCUGUACCUGGUCAUCGCCUUGGCAUCUGUGUCUUCGCUCUUCCUCUUGUCUAUGCUGCUGUUCGUGGGGGUGAGGCUGUGCAGGAGGGCCAGGGCGGCCUCUCUGGGUGGCUGCUCUGUGCCUGAGGUACACUUUCCUGGUCACCUAGUGGAUGUCAGCGGUGCGGGUACCUUGUCCCAGAGCUACCAGUAUGAGGUGUGUCUGGCUGAAGGGUCAGGGAUAACAAGCGAAUUUAAUUUCCUAAAACCAAUUGCCCCCAACUUCCUAACUGAAAGCAUAGGAAGAGAAGCAGAAUAAACACUAGCCCCUUCUGCCUGUGGAUUUAGCCCCCGUUUAAAGUAUGCCCUGUAGGAGAAUGAUUUUAUGCUAAUGUCUUGAGAUUAAUUAAAUUAGGUCAGAAAAGAAUGCCUUUGCUUACUCCCAAGAACUUUCUCUCAAGCAUGAUCUCGAUUUUAAUUUGAUUCCUCUUUGUUUUUAAGCAUUUGUUAAAUGGCAGUCUAUUGAAUGACAAAUCUUGCUAGGAAUGAUUUAAACUGUUUUUCCAUCUAAUUUCGUCAUUGAUACUUACAUUCUGACUUGAUUGAAAUCACAUGUAAAAAUCCCUACCUUACAUUUUUGGAGUUCAUACUACACAGAGUUUUCUUAAGUUUAUUAAGUAAUUACCGUGCACCACACAUAAUUUCAUCACCUUUUAGAGAUAUGGUCUCUCUGUAUCCAGGAUGGCUUUGAGCUGUUGAUCCUCCAGCCCCAGACUCCCAAACUGCUUGCAUGAUAGGCAUCAGCCUAUAUUACUGCUAUGAUUCAGAAGAAACCAAUGAGUAGAGGUAUUUCAAUAAUGAGCAGGUAGAUGUUCAUAGCAAUUUGCUAAGUUCCACAAUCAUUAACUGGCAAAGGAGAGCAUCUCCUAAUUCUUUGUGGUGUUUUUCUCUUGUUUGAAGUGUGAGAGAGUCCUCAUUCUUUCCACCUCCAGGCAGGUGACUUUACAACACCUGUUAUGCUGUUUUCUAUCACUAGGGGUCAUCUGUCAUACUCACAUUGCUCCCCAGUCUCUCCUGUGUUCAGAAAUAGCUAUGCUCCUCUUGGCCUGUAGUCUUAUUUCCUUAUAAACUGACAAUCCCUAUUCUUGGGUUUAUUGCCUAACUAUUAAAACUAUGAAUUAACUAAAGCUCAAGUUCUAAAAGGUUGGGUUCUGAGCAUGGUGUAACAUGCCUUUAAUCCCAGUACUUGGGAGGCAGUCACACAGGGGGAUCUCUGUGAGAUUGAGAUCAGCCUGGUAUACAAUGAAAGUUUCAUGACAGCCAAGGGUGCAUAUAGAGAUCCUGUAUAGAGGGGGAGGAGAGGGAGAGAGGGGCAGGAGGAGGAGGAAGAGGUGGAUGAAGAGGAUUUCUCCAUCAAAUUUCCAUACAUUUUGGGGUUACUCUCCCUCCACAUCUAUUUCUCAUUUGUAGGAUGAUGAGUUCACAGAAAAACUAGAAAUCUAGAUACUAAUGUCUCAUCUGUAGUUGAAGAAACUAGGGCAGAGAGAUUAAAUGAUUUUCCCAAGCA
Molecule: messenger RNA, 4346 nt
Organism: Mesocricetus auratus (golden hamster)
Lineage: Eukaryota; Metazoa; Chordata; Mammalia; Rodentia; Cricetidae
Product: protocadherin beta-7
Exons: 1
Coding region: 738-3098 (786 amino acids)
Biological process (GO): homophilic cell-cell adhesion
Cellular component (GO): plasma membrane
Molecular function (GO): calcium ion binding
Source: RefSeq, a predicted model, not a curated record